Messenger RNA from Lucilia sericata (common green bottle fly), 4933 nucleotides. Its product is annotated as glycogen debranching enzyme-like. NCBI's taxonomy places the organism in Eukaryota, Metazoa, Arthropoda, Insecta, Diptera, Calliphoridae. Gene Ontology annotation, molecular function: 4-alpha-glucanotransferase activity; amylo-alpha-1,6-glucosidase activity. The record is from RefSeq and is a predicted model, not a curated record. Gene Ontology annotation, biological process: glycogen catabolic process; glycogen biosynthetic process.
AUGGUGAAAAAUACCAAAGCCAUCAGCAUACCUAUAACGGAGGGUAAAAAUGCUGAGCACACAUUAUAUCGUGUGAAAUGCGGCUCCACCGUGCAUAUACAUCCCGAUGCUGGUCUAUUGGGACGUGAAAUUGUAUUAUCAAAAUUCAAACGUACCGAAUAUAGAAUAUUACAUUGGUUUCUGAAAAGUGGUAAGAAAAUAACGACCAACAAGUAUAAUUCAUUACAUGUAGUGGAUACCGAUAUUUAUACGGAAUUGAAUAUGAAUAUGUCGGGUACAUUUCGCUUUUGGUAUCAUUUUAAAGAGAAUGUAAAGCAAGAAAUUGCCGGUUCUCUUUAUAUACAAGUUGAGCCCAAUUUGAGUGUUGGUCCACCAGGGGCUCAGAAAAUCAUACCUUUAAAUUCUGUGCGCUGUCAGACGGUUUUGGCCAAACUUUUGGGUCCUAUUAACACCUGGGAAGCAAAGUUGAGAGUGGCCAAAGAGUCGGGUUACAAUAUGGUUCAUUUUACGCCUAUUCAGGUGGGUGCUUCUAAAUCAGCCUAUUCUUUGCGCAACCAAUUGCGCGUUAAUCCUCAUUUUGCCGCUGGCAAGGGAGCUAAAGUCAUUGAUGAUGUGGAAGCUAUUAUUAAGAAAAUGCGUCAGGAAUGGGGUGUGGCUUCUAUUUGUGAUAUCGUUUUAAAUCAUACCGCCAAUGAAUCGGAAUGGUUGCUGGAACAUCCAGAUGCUACUUAUUCUUGUGCUACUGCUCCCUACUUAAGACCGGCUUUUCUUCUUGAUGCUCUCUUGGCUAAAUGUGGUGAAGAUAUUGCCUAUGGUGUUUUAGAAAAUGUCGGAGUACCCAAAGUUAUAAAUCAUGAACAUCAUUUACAAGCUCUUAGCUAUCAACUGCAUCAGGUUUAUUUACCCAAAAUAAAUGUUUACGAACUGUAUCAAUGCAAUGUCAUGCAUUAUGUGGAGGAGUUUAUGAAGCAGUGCAGAUUAAGGGAACCUCCUACAAAUGUAGCGAAAGGUGAACGUUUUGCGGAAAUACAAUUAAUUGCGGAUCCGGAAUAUAAACGUUUGGGUGCCACCAUUAAUUUGGAAUUAGCUUUGGAGAUAUUUAAUGGUUUCCAUGGCGAUUGCUUCGAUGAAGAGUCUCGUUUGAGAAAAUGCUCUGAUACUUUCCGUCGCCAUUUGGAGUGGUUAAACGAACAAGUUCGUUGUGAAAUCCAAGAUUAUCUUAACUAUGCUAUUGAGAACUGUUUGGCUGGUGUUAGAUAUGAACGUGUACAGGAGGAUGGUCCCAGAAUUAGUGAAAUUUCUAUUAAACAUCCAGUAUUUAUGCAAUAUUUCACUAAAACUAAAGCUCUCGGCAAGAGUUUGUUGGAAAUUGAGGAGGGUAUGUAUGGUAAAAUGGGUGAAUUCUUUAUGGCUCACAACGGUUGGGUUAUGGGAGCCAGUGAUCCCUUAAAGGACUUUGCUGAAGAACAGCCUGGUCGUGCUAAUGUUUAUUUGAAGAGAGAACUUAUUGCCUGGGGUGAUAGUGUCAAAUUGCGUUAUGGUCGUCGUCCCGAAGAAAGUCCUUAUUUGUGGAGUCAUAUGAAGGAGUAUGUGGUAACAACAGCUCGUAUUUUUGAUGGUGUUCGUUUGGAUAAUUGCCAUUCGACUCCGUUGCAUGUGGCCGAGUACCUUUUGGAUGCUGCUCGUGAAGUUAAUCCCAAUUUAUAUGUUGUCGCUGAGUUAUUCACUAACUCAGAUGCUACCGACAAUGUUUUCGUUAAUCUGGGCAUAACAUCGUUGAUUAGAGAAGCCUUAUCUGCUUGGGAUUCCCAUGAGGAGGGACGUUUAGUAUAUCGUUAUGGCGGUGAACCGGUUGGAGCUUUCUUGGAAAAUCCUAAUCGUGAUUUGGCUCCUAGCAUAGCUCAUGCUUUGUUCAUGGAUUUGACUCAUGAUAACCCCUCACCGGUGGAGAAAAGAACUGUCUAUGAUCUUUUGCCUUCGGCAGCUCUAGUAGCUAUGGCUUCUUGUGCCACUGGUAGCAAUCGUGGCUACGAUGAAUUGGUGCCUCAUCAUAUUCAUGUGGUUGAUGAAGAACGUCCCUACCAGGAAUGGGGCAAAGGUGUUGAUUUCAAGAGCGGUAUUAUAGCCGCCAAGAGAGCUUUAAAUAUUUUGCAUGGUCAGCUGGCGGAAGAAGGUUUUACCCAGGUCUUUGUUGAUCAAAUGAAUCCUGAUAUUGUGGCAGUAACACGUCAUUCUCCCACCACCCAUCAAAGUGUUAUUUUGAUAGCUCAUACCGUGUUUGGUUAUCCUCAUCCCAAUGCUGGUCCCACAUUUGUAAGACCUUUACGUUUUGAGGGUAUUCUGGAUGAGAUCAUUUUAGAGGCCGAAUUAACAUUGAAGGGAGAUAAACCAUUCGAUCGUCCAGCUCCUCAUCAAAAGAAUCCAAAUGUUCUCAAUGGUUUCAAUCAAUUCCAAUUGACUUUAAGGGAACACAUACCCUUGUCUAAAUCACAAGUCUUCCGUAUAGUGCCCUAUAUGGAUGGAAAUAUAACACAAUUGGAAAUUGUUAAUUUGAAACCUGGUUCUGUGGUGGCUAUAAGAACUUCUUUGAAACCGGAGUUACAUACUAGCUUUGAAACUUUACAUACACUCACCAAAUCUCUACAUCACGAAGAAGGUCCUGCUUUUAAUGAAUUACAAAAAAUUGCUGAAAAGCUUGACUUGACAGACUUAAAUAGAAUUUUGUUUACUUGUGAUCAAGAAGAACGUGAUGCAGGUUAUGGAGGUGCUGCCUAUGAUAUACCUGAUUGGGGUCAAAUCGUUUAUUGCGGCCUGCAAGGUUUUGUUUCACUUUUAACGGAAAUUUCUCCACGCAAUGAUUUGGGUCAUCCUUUGUGCAAUAACUUGCGUAGUGGUGACUGGAUGAUGGAUUAUAUUUCGGAUCGUUUGUCCCAUACUGAAAGUACAAAACCCUUGGCCGCUUGGAUUAGAUCGGCCUUUGAACCCAUGAAAAAUAUUCCACGCUACUUGAUACCUUGCUAUUUUGAUGCUUUGGUCAGUGGUAUUUAUAAUAUCAUGGUACAACGUGUCUAUCAACUAAUGCCCGAACAUAUACGUGAAGGUCAUGAUUUCCCUCAAACCUUGGCCUUGGCUACUCUACAGUUCUUGGCCGCUUGCAAGUCAGCAAAUUUGCCUGCUUUAAGCCCCGCCUUGGCGCCACCAAAACCACCAGCACAAUGUGUUACCUUAUCAGCUGGUUUACCUCACUUCUCUACUGGCUACAUGCGUUGUUGGGGUCGUGAUACUUUCAUUUCACUACGUGGACUCAUGUUGCUGACUGGUCGUUUCAAUGAAGCCCGUUAUAUUAUCUUGGGUUUCGGCGAAUGUCUGCGUCAUGGUUUGAUACCUAAUCUUUUGGAUAAUGGCUCUAAACCACGCUUCAAUUGUCGCGAUGCCGUUUGGUGGUGGUUGCAUAGUAUUAAGCAAUAUGUUGAGGAAGCUCCUCAUGGUAAAGAUAUUUUAAAAGAUAAAGUUUCUCGCAUUUUCCCCUACGAUGAUUCCGCACCUCAUGGCGCUGGCCAAUUUGAUCAGGUUUUGAUCGAUGUCAUGCAAGAGGCUUUGCAAGUACAUUUCCAAGGUUUGCAAUAUCGUGAACGUAAUGCUGGCUAUGAAAUUGAUGCUCAUAUGACAGAUAAUGGUUUUAAUAAUCAAAUCGGUAUUCAUCCUGAGACCGGUUUUGUAUUUGGUGGCAAUCAAUGGAAUUGCGGUACCUGGAUGGAUAAAAUGGGUUCUUCGGAGAAGGCCGGCAAUAGAGGUCGCCCUAAUACGCCUAGAGAUGGUUCAGCAGUUGAAUUAGUUGGUUUGGAAAUGGCUGUAUUGCGUUUUAUGCAAUCCCUGUCGGAGCGUGGUGUUAUCGAAUAUAAGGGUGUAACUCGCAAGGGACCAAAUGGUUGAGUAGUUAGAUGGUCCCGCCCCUCCGUGGACCUACAAGAAUGGGCAAAUCGUAUUGCCGAAAACUGAAAAUACUUCUUUGUUACGGAAACCGAAAAGGCACCAUUGGCCAAUAGGAAAAACAUCUACAAGGAUUGUUAUGGCGCCUCUCAGAGAUGGACCGACUAUCAGUUGAGAUGUAAUUUCCCAAUAAGUAUGGUUGUAGCACCAGAAAUGUUCAAUCCACAACAUGCCUGGAUUGCACUAGAAAAGGCAAGAGAACAUUUAUUGGGACCCUUGGGUAUGAAGACCUUAGAUCCCAGCGAUUGGAAUUAUCGUGGUAACUAUGACAAUUCCAAUGAUUCCACUGAUUGUACUGUGGCUCAUGGCGCCAACUAUCAUCAAGGACCUGAAUGGGUAUGGCCCAUUGGUUAUUAUCUAAGAGCACGUUUAAUAUUUGCCAAGAAAUGUGGUUAUCUAAAUGAAACUAUUGCAGAAACUUGGAAUAUCUUGAAGGCACAUUUGAAAGAGUUGCAAACUUCUCACUGGCGCGGUUUACCCGAAUUAACCAAUGAAAAUGGUUCCUAUUGCAGAGAUUCAUGUCGCACACAAGCUUGGAGUAUUGCCACCAUAAUGGAGGUUCUUCAUGAUCUUCAUGCUUUGGGUGCUGAUGUUUAGAUAAAACUGUUUAUUACUGCCUUUAAUAGCAAGGUUGUUACAAUUUGAAACAAAUAUACCUCUGAAAUUUUAAUACAUAUUUAAAAUUAAUAUUUAAUUAGAUGUUGAAAAUUUAUAUUCUAAUAAUUACAAAGACACUGUUAGUUUAUUGCACGUAUAAAUGUUAGCUUAAAGCAUAAUUAGCUUAAAUGAGAAACUAUGUAGGCGAAGAUUCAAAGGAAAAAAAUGAAAAAAAAAAUCACUUGCAAAUUAUUUUUCCGUUAUGUAGUUUAACUUUUAAGCUAAUAACAUAUAGUUUGUUACGAAAUCUCGAAAUUCGAAUAAUAAAACCAAAUUAUUCAUUAUA